Molecule: messenger RNA, 825 nt
Organism: Ascochyta rabiei
Lineage: Eukaryota; Fungi; Ascomycota; Dothideomycetes; Pleosporales; Didymellaceae
Exons: 3
Coding region: 1-825 (274 amino acids)
Molecular function (GO): nickel cation binding; GTPase activity
Source: RefSeq, a predicted model, not a curated record
AUGUCGCACAGUCACUCACAUGACGGCCCCUCGCACUCGCACGCUGCUGCUGAUCACGGGCAUACCCACGAGAUCCUAGAUGGACCUGGUAGCUUCGUGGGACGCGAGAUGCCUAUCAUUGAGGGCAGAGAUUGGGAGGACAGGGCGUUCACAGUAGGCAUUGGAGGACCUGUAGGCUCCGGAAAGACGGCCCUCAUGUUGGCUCUAUGCAAAGCACUUCGACAACGCUUUGGCAUAGCUGCAGUGACCAACGACAUCUUUACAAGAGAAGACGGCGAGUUCUUGACUAGACACAAAGCGCUCCCAGCUGAACGCAUUGUCGCUGUUGAGACGGGAGGCUGCCCUCACGCCGCCGUCCGUGAAGACAUCUCGGUCAACCUCCUGACCCUGACAAAUCUCCACCACAAGUUCAAUACCGACCUCCUGCUUAUCGAAUCCGGCGGCGACAACCUCGCAGCCAACUAUUCGCGCGAGCUUGCUGAUUUUAUUAUCUACAUCAUCGAUGUGUCCGGCGGCGACAAGAUCCCUCGCAAGGGCGGACCAGGCAUCACGCAGUCCGAUCUGCUGGUGGUAAACAAGAUCGACCUAGCCGAGGCCGUGGGUGCGGAUUUGAAUGUUAUGGAACGCGACAGCAGGAGGAUGCGCGAGGGUGGGCCAACGAUCUUUGCGGUCGUGAAGAAAGGCCAGGGUGUGGAUGCUAUUGUUGACCUGAUUCUGUCAGCAUGGAAGGCUUCAGGGGCUACGCAAGCGCGAAAGAGCAAGUUCGAGCCAACACUGAUGGAUGACGCCGAACAAGGCCAAGAGAGGAGCUACAGCAUGUCUUGA